GCACUUUUGUUUUGACCGGCACUCGGUCCUUGACUUCCGGUUACCAGGUCGGUCACGGCCACCGCACGUGAGCCUCCUGGAGUGGUGAGGCGGACUCGAGACUGCUUCGCAAUCGGGUCAAGUCCAACCAAAUCAGAGCGGAGGACUCUGGAUCUACUUUGGCGUGCAAUUGUGCGGAUUUAUUCGACGCCUGCACGGCACCCCAACUUUGACGCCGGAAGAGACGCUCAGGUUAAUUGCAAACACCUGAGGGGGAGGAAGAAAGGAGGACUGCAAGAUAUCUCGUCCUCUUCUAUGUUUUUGCACACUGUUGCAGCGUGAUUUGAAUUAAAAAUUGUCCAAAUGGCGACAUUUUGACCCUCCGCAACCGAACUUGUUCCCUCGAAUGGGGAACCACAUGGACCGGUUAAAUUACGCCGAAGUUCCCACCGUGGACCCGCACGGCGUGGACCUGGACGAGGGCCCUUGCAUUGGCGUCUCGUACAUUUUCUCCGGCGGGGACGACGAGGAGGACGAACCGGAUGUAGGUGGUGAUGUUGGAGGUGCGGCGGAUGGGACUCAGCCAAACGCGAACUCUGAAGAAACGCCGUUCGACCCCCGGGAGGAGGUGGAGUGCGCCGUGUACAAGCUGGACGAAUGCGUGUACGAGAAGUGCCGCCGGUCUUCCAGUUUGGAGGUGUAUUCGCCGGAGAACCUGCUCAACAAGUGCCGCGCAGGCGACCUGGUGGAGUUCGUAGCCUGCGGCCAGUACCCGCACUGGGCGGUGUACGUGGGCGACUUCCAGGUGGUCCACCUGCAUCGUGCAGAGGUGAAGAGCGCCUUCCUGACGGAUGCCGGCCGAGGGAGACUCUGCCGGAUCGUUAACGAGCGCUACAAGUUCCGAGCCCGAUACCCCGACGCGGUGGUGCAGAGCGCCCUGGAGCAGGUGGGCCUGAAGGACCACGAGCUGAGCUGGCGGAACUCGGAGAGCUUCGCCGCCUGGUGCCGCUUCGGCCGGCAGGAGUUGAAGGCCGGCAGCGCGCUGCCCGCCCGUGCCCACCACCAAUCGUACACACUGCACGUCUUGCUGGGCGAACACAAGUAUUCGCAUGCCCUCGAGUUCCAGAGCCUGGAGGACGCGAUCGCUGAGAAGAGACGUGGGGACUCCCUGGGUCGGACUGCCCUCCUCCGGGAGCUGGCCGCCCACAUGAGGACCGAGAUCGGAGAUCACUGAUGGCAACAAUCCGACCAUCUUGCUCUUCUUCAAGUCUGCUUUUAGCGCCUUAAAUGGGGGCUUGGACAUACUGAAAUGUUUCAUUCCAAAUUGUUCGCAUGACUCACAAAAGUAAGUUUUAAAUUUGUCCUCAAUUUGAUGUUAUAGCCUCAAACCUGCGGGAUAUGAAACGAUGAAUUGACCCCAAAAAAAUUUAAGCGAAAUCAAGCUCAAGGUAACACAAAUUUUAACAACGGACUAAACUGCUCAGAGCAACUCUCGUCACACGUCACUCACCAGGGUGAGCCCCGCCCUUUCAAAGUCACAGUGGUGAACGUGAGCGUGCUGACCUCAAGUGGCUUGCUGUUGAAUCAUCUUUUUAUGCACGAAUUGAUCCGAUAAUUGGUAGAAUUCUUGAUUCUGAAAAUAUUUGAUUAAUCUAGCUGCAGGAGGUUUAAGCAUUUUUUUUCAUGCAGUAAAAUGAUCUUUUUAAUGUACAGUGGAGCCUCGGUUUUCAACCACAAUCUGUUCCAGAAGGCUGUUCGAGAAGUGAAUCGUUCGAAUUCCGAAUCAUGUUUUCCCAUUACACAAUGGAAAAACGCCUUUUCAAAGCAUUUUUUCAUUUGCGCAUUUUUGUUCGAUCGCGCAAAUGCAGCGCACCGCUGAACGCGCAACCAUAGCGUGUCGCCGACCGCGUAACUGCACUGCCCUGGUCGCAUUAUUGUGACAGAGCCGUCGCUGUAAUUUAGAAAAUAUUUUUAAAGUCCUAAUGGACUUUCCAAAAUUUAAGUGGACCUCAGUGCGCAGGGCAGUGACGUGCGGUGAGGGUUGGGGUUGGUGAGGCACUGACUCAGAGUCCGAUUUACAAACGUACUGUAUGACGCUAAGGCACUGACUCACAAGUCAGACUGACAAGCAUACAUGGUUGUCAUCCCAUUUUUGAUUAAAUUUAAUAACAUUUUAAACACACCACUGUACAUUUAAACACACCACUGCGGUAUUCUUACCUUUACUUGUAAAUAAAGUCUUUUUUAGAGUACCAAUCCUUUUGAAACGAACAUGUUGUAGUCCCUCCCGGGAGGCCCGUAGUUUGAAUUAAUCCUCGCAAAUCUGGCGUUGGUCUUCCCUUACUUAUGAUUUCUUGCUUUGACUGAAAGUCAAGUUUAGAAAAAUUUCUUAUCUUCGAGAUUAUAUCCUCCAUUUUCAGGGAAAAUAAAGCCAAAUAGCAACGUGUUAGCACCGAAUGUCGUUGGUUGUUUUUCUUUUAUUUUGUUUCUUAAUUUGCUCUCGCAUUUACUCGUGUCGUGAACUAUUAGCCGCAGGCUCACUAUCUUUGAGGCAAAAGUACUGGCUGCCUCAAGGCCCGUAUUUUCACGCUGACUGCAAGCACGCGCCAUUUGCACGCGCUCAGUACAGUGUGUGAGUGGUGCACACUCUCACACGCACGCACUGAGAGACACUACCCGUCACUGCCUCAGCCUCCAUGAUUCUCGUCUCCCGCUGUUAUUUGAACAAGAAAUACAGCUAUUUUGACUAUGAAAAUUACCCAAAUGUAUAGGAAACACACCAAAAUUGCAUGAAAAGCAUAGAGCACAGGACAGAUAUUAUAUUAUGUUUUACUAUAUUAUUCAUUUUUUAACAACUUAUGGUGACAGCUGAGGAAACCAUGUUGAGCCCUUUACCGCCCCUUUAGGAGCGUCUUUGUGUUUUAGGAUGACUUUACUGCUCGCACUUGCUUCCUUUGGAGGCAUGAUUAGAGUUGAUGCAAUCCUCAGAGUAACGAGAAUGUAAUAACGAACGGAGUCAGUUGGCAUGCGGGUCCUCUCGGCUCAUCUUGUGUGGUUCGACAUCCGAAGCAAAAAAAUCUCUUUUUUUUUUUUUGUUCGAAUACCGAUUUGUUUGAGAACUGGGACGUUCGAAAACCGAGGCUCCACUGUACUUUAAACUCUUAUUAUAUUGGCUAAAAGAGGUGCUUGUGCAUCUUGUGUUGAUAAAUGUCCUCAAGUUUGUAGGUCAAAGUACUUGAAAAUGUUACUUCGUGCUAAAACAAUUUAGAUUCAGCUUUUCAUUUUGUUACAUGUACAACUGGCUUGAUUUUGAAAAGCGACCAUGUACUGGUAUAUCUUGAAGUAUGCUUAGCAAUGUAGCAUGUGAUUAUUUUUGUCUUUGCUUUGAAAUCUCAAAAGCAGCUCCCCAAUCUGCGCUUUGAUGUCGCCGGCGUGCUAAUCCGCGUCAUACUGUAGCGAUUGUUGAAUUUCGAGAUAAUCUCCCUUUUUUGCUUUCUUGAGAUUAACGCAGGAAUUUGAUGUUUUUUUCUUUAUUACGCACAGUUAGUUAUGUAAUGUGUGCCGUCUACUAGUGUUGUGUGACGUCAGAAGUUGAGCGUUGACUUACGUGCUUAUUUGUGUCUGUUGCAGAACCACACACACACACACACACAAACACACUUCGUACAAUAAUCACACACACACACAAGAAUCUCAUUCACACACCCAAAGACCCAUGUACACUACACACACCUGCACUCACAUCCUUACAACAAAACAUGUGCCCAUACCCUUUUGCCAGUUUGCCUGUAUGCCCCUAUGAGCAACAGUGCCUGUUACUUUUUUGCCAAUAAUUCAGUAAAACAGUCAAAACUGCACCAAGUCUUCCCGCCUGUGUUGUGGAGUUGGAGCUCAAUUUAGUCUAAAGCAGUGUUUUGGUGAUCUUGGUGACAAGCAACUAUGUCAGGGGUGGGCAAACCUUUUGACUUGCGGGCCGAAUUGGGUUCUAAAUUUUGACCGGGGGGCCGAACCAGGAGCAGAUGUAGUGUUCGUGUGAAGAAAUAUAAAUGACAUGUAAGGUUCAUUGCAUAAAAGGUUUUUACUUUUAGUAGAUACUAAAGCAUGGAUAUUAAAAAAAGCUUUUUGAAAAAUAAUGCAUUUAUUAACAGCAUUAAAAAAAUAUUUCACCAACAAAAUAUUAUCAGUGAUUCUUAUUAAAUACGACACUGUUAUGAUGAAUAACAUUUUCCAUUGCUUCAGCGCCUGCAGGUCAGAUUUAUGAAAUAUGUUUAUCUAAUGAGGCAAAAUCACAUCCAACGGCAAAUAUUCUGACCAAAUACAUCAUCUUGAAGAAUCAGUGAAAGAAUACAUCUAAAUAAAGUAAUAAAGAAA
Molecule: messenger RNA, 4350 nt
Organism: Syngnathus typhle (broad-nosed pipefish)
Lineage: Eukaryota; Metazoa; Chordata; Actinopteri; Syngnathiformes; Syngnathidae
Gene: lratd2a
Product: LRAT domain containing 2a
Exons: 2
Coding region: 386-1213 (275 amino acids)
Source: RefSeq, a predicted model, not a curated record